UCAGGAUGACGUCCUUCCAGCGAACCAGUAAUCGGUUGAUCUCAUCAUCUAUUCCCACGCACCUGCACGCAGAAUUUACCUCGCUGAAGCGCUGACGAGGACAGAUCGCUGCUCACCACCACAUAACAAACAUCAUCAUCAAAUAAAAUGGCUGCUGUCAAGGUUGGAAUCAACGGUUUCGGACGUAUCGGACGUAUCGUCUUCCGUAACGCUCUCGAGCACAACGAGGUCGAGGUCGUCGCCAUCAACGACCCUUUCAUUGACCCCGAGUACGCCGUCUACAUGUUCAAGUACGACUCCACCCACGGUCGCUUCAAGGGCGAGGUCUCCACCGAGGGCGGUGACCUUAUCGUCAACGGCAAGCGCAUCAAGAUGUUCUCCGAGCGCGACCCCGCCUCCAUCCCCUGGGGUUCCGCCAACGCUGACUACGUUAUCGAGUCCACCGGUGUCUUCACCACCACCGACAAGGCUUCCCUCCACUUGCAGGGUGGUGCCAAGAAGGUCGUCAUCUCCGCCCCCUCCGCUGACGCCCCCAUGUUCGUCUGCGGUGUCAACCUCGACGCCUACAAGCCCGAGUACAAGGUCAUCUCUAACGCUUCUUGCACGACCAACUGUCUCGCUCCCCUUGCCAAGGUCAUCAACGACAACUUCGGUAUCGUUGAGGGUUUGAUGACUACCGUGCACGCUACCACCGCCACCCAGAAGACCGUCGACGGUCCCUCCGCCAAGGACUGGCGUGGUGGACGUGCCGCUGCUGCCAACAUCAUCCCCUCCUCCACCGGUGCCGCCAAGGCCGUCGGUAAGGUCAUCCCCGAGCUCAACGGUAAGUUGACCGGUAUGGCUUUCCGUGUCCCUACCACCGACGUCUCCGUCGUCGACUUGACCGUCCGCCUCGAGAAGGCCGCUACCUACGAGCAGAUCAAGGACGCCAUCAAGGCUGCCGCUGCUGGUCCCAUGGCCGGUGUCCUCGAGUACACCGAGGACGAGCUCGUCUCCAACGACUUUGUCGGUCACUCUGCCUCUUCCAUCUUCGAUGCUAAGGCUGGUAUUGCGUUGAACGACAAGUUCGUCAAGUUGGUUUCCUGGUACGACAACGAGUGGGGUUACUCCAGGCGUGUUGUCGACUUGAUUGCCUACAUUGCUAAGGUGGAUGCUGCUGCUUAA
Molecule: messenger RNA, 1164 nt
Organism: Saitoella complicata NRRL Y-17804
Lineage: Eukaryota; Fungi; Ascomycota; Saitoellomycetes; Saitoellales; Saitoellaceae
Product: glyceraldehyde 3-phosphate dehydrogenase
Exons: 2
Coding region: 148-1164 (338 amino acids)
Biological process (GO): glucose metabolic process
Molecular function (GO): NADP binding; oxidoreductase activity, acting on the aldehyde or oxo group of donors, NAD or NADP as acceptor; NAD binding
Source: RefSeq, a predicted model, not a curated record